AUCUUUCUUUCAGUGCCAUUCAUCAAAAAAUAAAUAUUUUUUAUAAAUUAAAAAAGUGACGUUAUCCAAUCUAUAUCAAACAAACGAAAUAUUUUCCGGUGGACAAUUUUUAGUGACUUGACGCAAGUUAAAAGUAUUAAAAAUGCCCACCAAGCAAGAAGAAAUUCAGAGGGAGAAAAUCAGGAAGAUGUUUAGUUGGAGCGAUAAUAUCCAAAGUGACGGGAACGCGGGAGACGGAGGGACUCUGGAGAAUUCAAAUUCACAAAGAAAAAUGCAAACCACAGAUAACGUAGAAGGUGGCAUUUUGCCACCAAGUACUCUUAUGGCUACACCUGGUAUAAACAAUCCAACAUGGAGCAGACAGCAAGCUGUCAGCGUGAGACAUGCAUUCAAAACUUAUGGAAGUAGUAAGAAUCCAAAUCAUGUGCUACAAAACCUCAGCAUGACCGUUGCCAAAGGAUCCAUAUACGGACUUUUAGGCGCUAGUGGCUGUGGAAAAACUACCUUACUCUCUUGUCUUGUGGGAAGGAGACGAUUAAAUUCAGGUGAAAUAUGGGUAUUAGGUGGAAAACCGGGUACGAAGGGUUCCGGAGUGCCUGGGAAGCAAGUAGGUUAUAUGCCGCAAGAAAUUGCACUUUAUGGAGAAUUUACAAUCAGGGAAACCAUGAUGUACUUUGGCUGGAUCUUCGGCAUGUGCACCGCAGAAAUCGUCGAAAGGUUACGAUUUCUCCUCCAGUUCCUCGACCUUCCUUCACAAAAUCGAAUGGUCAAAAAUCUUAGUGGCGGUCAACAAAGACGAGUCUCUUUUGCCGUAGCUCUAAUGCACGAUCCAGAACUUUUAAUACUGGACGAACCGACAGUAGGUGUAGAUCCUCUUUUAAGACAAAGUAUCUGGAAUCACUUGGUUCAAAUUACCAAAGAUGGAAAUAAAACAGUCAUCAUUACAACACAUUAUAUCGAGGAAGCUAGACAAGCACACACGAUUGGUCUCAUGAGGAGUGGGAGGUUAUUGGCUGAGGAAUCACCAAGAAAUCUUCUCCAGAUUUACAGCUGUGCCUCUCUCGAGGACGUUUUCCUAAAACUAUCUAGAAAACAAGGACAAUAUGCCCCACCUACAGAACUCAAUAUUACCAAUAAUAUUAGUCUCGCUUCUUUAAACUGGGGCAAAAAAGACGAACCAGUCUACGUUACGGAGGAGUCUGGAGUUGUUGGCCUCAACUUUCAUCAGAGCAAAGAAGUCCUCAUUCACGACACGACUAAUGGAGUGGGAAGUCAUUAUGACUCGAAUGGCAAAAAACUGCCAGAAGUCAAGGUUGCCUCCACGUUAAGUGGUAAACCACUGCCAGGAGUCAAGGAUGAUUCGACGGUGGAGUGCGAGGACUGCGACUUUUCCGAUUGCUACAAGUUCACCACCACAGGGAAAAUUAAGGCUCUCCUGCAGAAAAACUUUCUGCGAAUGUGGAGAAACGUUGGAGUGAUGUUGUUCAUAUUCGCCCUGCCAGUAAUGCAAGUCAUCCUCUUUUGUCUGGCAAUCGGGAGAGACCCCACGGGACUAAAGCUGGCCAUAGUCAAUCAUGAGAUGUUCUACGAAAACAUGACUUGUCCAGUUUACAAAGACUGCCAAUUUAAAUUUCUUAGCUGUCGAUAUUUAGAUUUUCUCGAUAACACAACGAUGGUGAAAGAAUAUUAUCCGGAUCCUGAAACAGCCUUAGAAGCAGUACGGAGAGGUCAGGCUUGGGGGACACUUUAUUUCACAGAAAACUUCACCGAUGCUCUAGUUGCUAGAAUGACUUUGGGGAAAGAAGCCGAUGAUGAAACUCUGGAUUCUAGUGAAAUAAGAGUAUGGCUCGACAUGUCCAAUCAGCAAAUCGGUCUCAUGCUGGCAAGAAAUCUUCAAUAUGCCUAUCGAGAUUUUGCACAGGAUUUACUGAAAGCUUGUGAUCAGAAUACAAAACUGGCAGAUGUACCGAUUCAAUUCUUAAAGCCAAUUUAUGGAACAAAUGAACCUAGCUUCACAGAUUUCGUGGCUCCUGGUGUUAUUUUAACGAUCGUUUUCUUCUUGGCUGUUGCCCUGACUUCAUCAGCUCUUAUCAUCGAAAGGAUGGAAGGUUUGCUGGAUAGAAGUUGGGUCGCUGGUGUAUCCCCCGGGGAAAUUCUUUUCUCUCAUGUUGUUACCCAAUUUGUCGUGAUGUGUGGACAAACCGCCUUGGUUCUUAUUUUCAUGAUCAUUGUCUUCGGAGUCGAAUGUAAAGGCGAAAUUGGUUUUGUCAUCAUCCUCACGAUUCUUCAAGGCUUGUGCGGCAUGUGCUUCGGUUUUGUGAUCUCAGCGAUUUGCGAACUCGAGAGAAAUGCCAUUCAACUAGCUCUAGGCAGUUUUUAUCCAACUCUGCUUCUCAGCGGAGUUAUUUGGCCAGUGGAGGGUAUGCCAACCAUUUUGCGAUAUAUUUCACAAGGGUUGCCUCUGACGAUGGCCACGACGGCUCUCCGGUCGAUGCUCACUCGUGGCUGGAGUAUUACAGAACCCGAUGUCUACAAAGGAUUCCUCUCCACCAUGCUCUGGAUCGCCGUUUUCCUCACAAUAAGCAUGCUCGUCCUCAAAUUCAAACGUGGAUAAAGCUGCUGAUUCUUCUAGGGUGUUUUUAAAAAAUGCUCUGUGUGUACAGUAUAUCGAAUUCACAAGACUCGUCAGGAUAUGGAAAAAAAAAGAAAAAUCGCACCCGGACGAUCCUGAGCGACAAACUAGAUUCUAGAGUAAUGAAGGCAAAGAGCUUGAGCUCCUAAAAUUUCACAAAAAUGAUACUUUUUUUAAGGAAGUGACAAGAACCUCGCAGAAAAUUUUAUUCAAAAAUAGUCUGAAUUUUAGAAUUUUAAAAAUAUUUACCAAAUAAAACAUAAAUUAGAAUAAAUUUGAGAAAAGCGAAGGAUGAAUUUUCCAUCUUUAUUUGAUCCAAUUAAACUAAAUAAACUAAGAAGGAGAAUAGUUAUUACUCUCAAAUAAAGACUAUUUGAGGCAAAUAAUAUUUUUUAGUCUAUUUUCCCUUUCUCAAAUUUUUGAAUCUGAACAGCUCGAAGAAGUAAAAUUUUCUAGUCUAUUUAUGCUCAAGAAAAUUAAUGGAAUUUUCUUUUCGAGUGUCAGGAUCGUCUCUUAACAGAAAAUUCUCAUCCAUUAAGCGAUGGGGUUUCCAUAAAACCUGCGGGUUACUUGUGGUAGAAAGUUCUCGAGUGAUUGUUGAGUGUGCCUGAGACAGAGUGUAGUUUCUACGUGUUCUCGUAUUGUAACUUAUAUUUGUUAGAAAGUCGCGAUCGCCUUUGCAUAGGCAAAAGUAGGACCUAUGGGUCUAAAUUUAUCGUGGGACGCUUGCAAGUAGAGAAAUUAAUAAUUUUAGAAUUAUGUCAAAGCUGCGAAACUUGUUUCAAUUUCUGACUACGGGAAUUUUAUUCAGGCAGCAAAUUUCGCUAAACCCAUCGAAAAGAUCAGACUUUCUUAUUUUACUUUAGAUUAUAUUUGUAGCAAAAAUGAAUCAGUUCUUUCUAAAUACUUCAAAUAUGUAUCUUUAUUUGAAAAAAUUUAAAGAGUUGGAUCCCAAUUUUCAUAUUUCUUUGGGUCUACCGAAAUUAUUUUGUUAUUUAUUUACAGGCCAGUCACUUAAGGUCUGUGUUAGCUGACGUAUACCUUGAGACAGGUACAAAAAAUGAUUUGUUUUUUUAAUAACCUCGUAAAUGUCCACCCUAGAGCAGAGUUUGCGCAGGAUAAAAGAAACGUAAUUAAAUUUUCUGCAAUAAAACGUUUUUAAUGAUAGUUUUGGCACAGAAUCAAUUGACAAAUAAAUUAACAAACAAUUUUAUGUUCACAUUUUACCUUCUUAUACUACGAUAUACUUUAAUUGUUAUGGUAUUUAAUAAAUUUUUUUCCGAUAAUAGCACAAAAGCUAAUAAAAUUCUACAUGUUAAAAGUCCAAAAUGAAGCCAAAAUGUUAAUAUUAUAAAAAGAUAUUGCAAAAACGUAAAAUAUAGAUGCUUUUUAAAAUAAUGAACAUUUCUUUAAGUUCUUGGUCUCAUUCUGAAGGUAAAUUUCCAUAGUAUUUUGCAAAUUUAUUUAGAUAUUUUAUAGAAUUUUGAUCAAUCUUCGUAGAAAAAAAUCGUAACAUUUCAAAUAGAUUCUUUACAUUUGACUUUAAAAUAUUUUAUUUAAAUAUGAUACAUUGAUUUUUUUAAAUACUAGUAUGUAUUUACACAUUUUUGAAAUUACACGACUUUUUUGUAGUAAGUUUAAUGCCAGAAUAUAGUACAGGACAUUUCUGAAAAAAAUGAUAGGUUAUCAAAAUACUAUGGAGUCUUUGAAUUAUUUUGAGAAUUAUUAGCAUUUUUCAAAAACAUUGACAUUUUUCUAAAUUAACAUUAUACCCUUAUCUUAGGUGUAUAGGCGUAAGAAUUUAUUAGCUUUCCUUUUAUUAUUAGGCAAAAAUGUCGAUUUAUUAUUAUACAAAUUAAGGUACAUUAGUAGUCAGUCUGAUAUACGAGGCUUUUAACACAAAUAAAGAUUAACAAAUAUUAUCUGUGAUUGAUAAAUCAAGUUUAUUAUUUGUUAAAAUGUAUUAUUUAGUGUCUUUUUUAAGAUCUACUGCAGCUAGCACAUUUCAGAUCGAUUAAGACUUUUGCAGUGUUGUAUUUAAACUAUAAAAUACGGUCUCUACCAAAAUCUAUUUUAGAUUUUUAGUAAGACUUUCCGACUUAAAAGUCUAAAGUGACUGACCAAUUAAAAGCUGAAUUAAGUUUUAUUUUCGAAAAGCGAUAAUUUUAAACAUUUAAAUUAGGGGAAAGAAUUUCAGAGCUAAAGUUUGGUAUUUGUAAAUAUGUAUAGGAAUAUUUUGCCUAGAGUGCAUUUUUAUUUAUGGGAAAUUCAAUUAAUAUCAAUUCUCAAUCAACAAAAAUGUAUUCGACAAUUUUUAGUAGAUGUAGGUAAAGUCCCUGAAUUCUUUCUCUACUAUGAAUUAUUUUCGAGAUAAUAAUUCAACGCUCGACUUUAGAUCAAGGCUAUUUUAUUGGUACUUCAAUAUCGCUGUUUUAUCUGCUCGACAGAUUAACCUGAAAUUUUUAUAGAAUAAAUUAUGUGCUCUUUUUCAAUAUUGAA
This is a messenger RNA of Belonocnema kinseyi, 5131 nucleotides long. It is a transcript of the gene snu, whose product is annotated as ABC transporter G family member 23. NCBI's taxonomy places the organism in Eukaryota, Metazoa, Arthropoda, Insecta, Hymenoptera, Cynipidae. Gene Ontology annotation, molecular function: ATP hydrolysis activity; ATP binding; ABC-type transporter activity. The record is from RefSeq and is a predicted model, not a curated record. The transcript is spliced from 15 exons. The coding region runs from base 143 to 2614 and encodes 823 amino acids. Gene Ontology annotation, cellular component: membrane.